AGAUUUAGGUCUAGCGAUGUGAAAUAUACCCGGGUACCAGCCGGUAGAUUAUGUCUAGUAGUUAACAACAGAAUAACAGUUGCUGAUGGUGGCGCGCAGCACCAGAGAAUCUUACCUGUUAGAACAACUGGAGGCGGACAAGCGCUUUCAUUCUCUCAGUGAUGAGCAGAAACGAGCGGUAAUAGAAGUGCGGCGGAAGAAGGAGUUGGUACAGAGAGAGCUUAGUGUUAUUGAUCAGGAGCUAUCUAGGAUAGAUCAGGAGUUAGCGCAGUUCGAAGGGAGACACCCUGGAGCUGCUGCUGCCGCGAGCGCUGAACACAAUCGUAACGAUAACACUAAGACUCUGGACGACGUUCAGGGUCGACAGAGGUUUAACGUGGAUCCCAAGAAGGGAAUAGAGCUUCUGAUAGCAGCUGGGUUACUGAAUGACACUCCUGAAGAUAUCGCCUCCUUCCUCUACAAGGGAGAACGUCUUCACAAAACAAAGAUCGGCGAGUACCUCGGUGAGCACAAAGAACUUAACUUGAUGGUUUUAACGAAGUUUGUUGAGUUGUUCGAGUUCGAGAAGAUGGAUAUCGUCACUGCACUCAGAAACUUUCUAGGAAAAUUCAGAUUACCGGGUGAAGCCCAAAAGAUCGACCGAAUGAUGGAAGAGUUCGCGACAGUCUACUGCAAAGCAACUGGCAGUGUGUACAGUAAAAGUGACACGUGCUACGUUCUAGCGUUCUCCAUCAUAAUGCUCAACACCUCACUUCAUAACCCCAGUGUUAAAGACAAGCUUUCUGCUGAUCAAUUCGUAAAAAUGAACAACGGUAUAAACGAUGGUGGAGACCUCCCCGCCCAGCUACUCAUAGACGCAUACCACUCCAUUAAAAACACGCCCUUCGAAAUACCUGAAGACGACACACAAGACUUCACCAUAACAUUCUACAACCCUGAUAAACGGGGUUAUCUAGUUAAGGAGGGAGGAAAACAUAAGAGCUGGAAGAAAAGAUACUUUGUGUUGACUGAUAAUUGUUUGUAUUAUUUUGUGAAGGAAUCAGAUAGUGAACCUAAGGGUAUUGUUCCCCUGGAAAACCUCAAGGUUGAGGAGUGUAAACUAAAAGACAGAAAGUUUACACUCGAGAUAAGAUCCGACGAAAAGUUUAUCAAAUCAGCUAAAACAGACAGUGGCGGCAAAAUGGUGUCCGGUAACCAUGAAUACUACAGAAUACAAGCAAGCAAUCAUGAGGAAAUGAUGGCCUGGAUGGAAAGCAUCAGAAAAAGCAUCAGCAAAGAUCCGUUCUAUGCGCAAAUGCAGGCCCGCAAAAAGAACGCUAUGUGCAAACAAUGAAGAAACGAACUGACUUAAAUGAAUUUAUUUACCACAUGACGUCAAAUUUUCCCUCACGUGACGUCACACGUCCAAUCACAUGUCGUCACAUGUUCCCUCACGUGACGUCACACGUCCAAUCACAUGUCGUCACAUGUUCCCUCAAGUCUCGUCACACGAUACCUCACGUGACGUCACAAGUUCCUUUACGUGACGUCACACGCUCCUUUACGUGACGUCACACGCUCCCUCACGUGACGUCACACGUUCCUUUACGUGACGUCACAAGUUCCCUCACGUGACGUCACACGCUCCCUCACGUGACGUCACAUGCUUCACACUUUUUGUAUGCUCGUUAAUUGUUAUAGCUCCGCUUUUUAUAUUGCACAAUCAACAAACGAUAUAUAGUUUAUUGAGGUGUUAUUGUGAAUUGUGAAACUCAAAAAUGUUGGGGGCGGCAUAGAAAUUAAGAGGGUAAAGGGGAGGCAACCUAAUCAACAAAAAUAGCACUGUCCUUAUAAAUUGUGAAUGAAAUUAUUCACUUGAUAUCAACACGACUCUGCUUAACAAUUGGAGGAUUUCAAGAAAUUGAAGAGUAAUUUGGGAGUAAUUAAUCACAAAUGUAGGCCUAAUUAGUUACAUUAUUAAAAUGCAUUUAACUUCUUAAAGAAUACAUAACUGGACGAGAUAUAAUGGGCUAAUCGUUUUGUAGAAAAUAUUACUUACAUGAUAAUGAAAUGUUAAUACUUUUAAAUUGAUUGAUGAAUUUGCUCACGCAAGAAGUGAGCUGUCACAGUGAUAUUUGUUUUAACGCGUUAUUAUUAUGCGGUAGUUAUAUAAUUGAUUAAUUAAGAAUUAAUUAUUGUUUAAUUAUAUAAUUACCGUAUAUUAUUAUAUCCCAUGAUCCAAUUUAAUGUUUUAUAAGGUGUCGUUAUAAUAAGUGGUUAAAAAUAUCAACAUUUUUUGUGAUCGUUGUCCCCCGUCACCGCUUCGUGCCCCAGAUAUUAGCUCUUGAUAUCUUGUUAAGUUUUUUUGUUGUUGGUUGGGGUGAUGAAUUCAGUUAGGGUUACGUAACAGCUAGUGCUAAGAUCAAGAAAUGGGGCUCGAAGUAUUUGGCCAGGGCCAUGUGAACUUAAAUGUUACAUUGAUUAAGUUUUCCCAGUUUUAUAUGAAAAAAAUGUCUCCUCAGAUGGUUUUAAAAUGAAACGGAAAUUCUUGAUCUUGUAUUUAAAAUUAUUUACGGUCUGUUUCGGAUGAUUUACCUUAAUUUCCUAGUUUAUGUUUCUGUCAAACACCGCGUUCUCUCCAACUUUUUGAAACCAAACUAUUUUGCAGAUGAACCAAAUUUGAAGUUGAAUUAAAGAACGCGAUGUUUUACAGUAACACAAAUUGUGGUGGCGCGGUUGGAUUCACAAGAGGCGAUUAUUAUCCGUGUAAAUAAGAGAUAUGUAUCAAAAAAGCGAUGUUUCCUGUCUGACUUACAGAACUUUACGGUAUCAUCGUUUUUUGGGUGACCUUUGUCACAAAUUCUUA
Bolinopsis microptera is the source of this 2845-nucleotide messenger RNA. RefSeq names its product cytohesin-2-like. Gene Ontology annotation, biological process: regulation of ARF protein signal transduction. NCBI's taxonomy places the organism in Eukaryota, Metazoa, Ctenophora, Tentaculata, Lobata, Bolinopsidae. The transcript is spliced from 9 exons. Gene Ontology annotation, molecular function: guanyl-nucleotide exchange factor activity. The record is from RefSeq and is a predicted model, not a curated record. The coding region runs from base 86 to 1333 and encodes 415 amino acids.